This is a messenger RNA of Amoebophrya sp. A120, 588 nucleotides long. The record is from the annotation of a GenBank genome assembly. NCBI's taxonomy places the organism in Eukaryota, Dinophyceae, Syndiniales, Amoebophryaceae.
AACGGACGAGAGCGGAAAGCGUGCGCCUCGGUUGUCCAGUCUUUGGGUGCUGUGUUUUUCGUGUCGGCAAGCCCGGCGCGUCAACUUGCAGGUGGGCCCGUGUGCCUGCCUGCAAAGGGCCAGGGCGGGCCGCUUGGCGGGGCGAGCCAGGCCACCGGCCCGCGCCCAUGUUCGUUGGCCGGCCCCCCGCCUGCCCCGCCCCGACGGAAAUUGCCCCCGUUGUGGCUGCCGUAGUUUUGCCCGGCGGGCGGGCCCGUGGUCGUGUGUUGCUAAUUGAGCAUGGGGCCGCAGCGCCUGCGCGGCCGGCUGUGUUCUCAGUCUCGUGGCGGGGCUGCCCGGUGUCUGUUGCCGCGUGGUUCAUUGUGUUGCGCGCGCUCGCCGCCGGCUUUUUCCCCGCUCCCUCGGAAUGGAAAGUUGGCGCGCGGCCCCUGUUGGGUCUGUCGCGUGUGCUACUAGCGUCGUGGCUGGCAAAAAAAUUCGUGUCGCAGGUAGCACAGCCUGUGCGCAGUUCCCCACCCACGGUCGGCGGCCUUUCAUAGUAGGGGGCCCGCCGUGUGUGUCCUGCGUUUCAUCGUCUCAGCAGCGGUG